Molecule: messenger RNA, 602 nt
Organism: Microdochium trichocladiopsis
Lineage: Eukaryota; Fungi; Ascomycota; Sordariomycetes; Xylariales; Microdochiaceae
Exons: 2
Coding region: 225-602 (125 amino acids)
Source: RefSeq, a predicted model, not a curated record
GUUGGUGCUGCUAUGCUCAGGACCCUGUCGUUUUCGCUGGCCAUGAUGCCCCAAGUCAGCACGUCUCGCCACGCUUACGCUCCAGCACUCCGUGGGCUAGCACAGCGCCGCCGACUGUUUGUGUGCCGAAGCCACGCAGGUUGCCCGCGUGUUCUCUGCUCGCCUGUUGGUGUGGUGGCCACUGCACGUGGGCUGCGCCUUGCGUCUGGGUCGGCUUGACCAACAUGUUUGUUCGGCGCUGCGAUCGUGGUGGCAAUCGCCAGCUGCGACUUCCAAACAGCCAGCACCGCGGCGCUGCCGGCAUGGACGACGGCGCGACGGCGAGAACUGCUUGGCAACGGACUGGUGCCUCGCCACUAGGAUACCAAUCGAGCGCCGCGCACCGAGGUGGCGCCAGGACCCUUGCUGCUCAGGGAAGCGAGCUGGCUGCAGCCAACGUGUUGGGGGAGAGCUUCACUCCAGGCCAGCACCACUCCAAGACGGCAUGUGCUCUGUUUGUGCGCGGAAGCCCCGUUGCCCCUCAUUACUGCAUCAGCACGCGCGACAUUUUGGUGUUGUUGUGCGCCAUACUCAGCUCGAGACACGACCUCGAAGAGGCAUGA